AUUUUGCCAUAAGGGAGAAGUUGCAUUCCAAAUGUCAAGCCAUAGCAUCAUGCAGCAGAAGCACGGGGAUGUUUCAUGCCGUGGACCCGGGGGCCCGAUUGCGAAGCUUGAUAGGCGUCUGACGAGUUCUCGAGCGCACUUCAAAGGCAUCGGUGUUGCGGCAAGCCUGCACAGUCAUCUGGGGUACCAAUCAAGAAGAUUAUCAUCACGACCGCUGGCUGUCUUCUCUUCUCAGCAUGCCAGGCAUCCAAAUUCACUCGCGCGAUAGCUCAGCAGCUAGCUUCGCGCCGUUGUUGGACCGCUCGGCGGUUGACUCGUCGCCCGAACGAGGCACACCAUCUUCGUUGCCCUCACCUAUUUCGGAGAAGCCUUUGAUCAUCAACGCGCCAGCUCGUCAGGAGAGUCUGUUGGGCUUGGCCCUUCAUGGCGCGGCUCUCAUUGCGAUCUAUAGUACCUAUGGUGUCUUGCAGGAGAAGGUCAUGAAGUCAGAAUAUGGCCCAGACAAAGAAAGAUUCACUGCAUCAUCAGUACUGGUGCUCUGCAAUCGCUUGUUGAGCUGUCUCGUCGGUCUCACCAUCACACUCUGGCCGACUGGCUCAAGUCAGCACGUGUACGCCCCUAACGAGUCCGUCUGGGACAAGAUAAAGCCAACGAGCCCCAUACAUGCCUAUCUCGCCGUCGCGCUUUGCAAUUUCGCUGCCACAUUCUGUCAAUAUGAUGCUUUGCGGCAUGUUGGCUUCACGACCCAAUCGAUAGCCAAGUGCACAAAGAUGGUUCCAGUCUUGCUUGUGGGCGCACUUGUCUAUCGCAAGACCUAUAAGACCCGAGAAUGGAUCGCCGGCGCCGUCGUGCUGGCGGGUUCUGUCGCCUACGCUGUCUCGUCGCCCGGCAAAGCGGGUCAUGCAAAGGCGCACGGCGAUGGCAAUACGAUCCUCGGCGGCUUGCUUCUCUUGGGCUAUCUGUUCUUCGACGCUCUGACAUCCACAACGCAAGAGACCGUCUUCGGCAAGACCCCGGCUGCGGCCAAAGCUAAUCCUUUUGCAAAGGGCGGCCCGGUAUUGACGCAGAUGGUCUGGGUGAACGCCUGGGCAGCCUUGAUCGCGCUGCUCGUCUGUCUGGGCGCCCUGUCGACGACGGUGGGACACUCCAUCUGGCUGAUGAUGCGGACACCAGCCCUGAUGAUCGACAUCGCGCUACUAUCAGCCACAGCAACGACCGGCUUGCUUGUCCUUUUCAAUACCAUCGCAGUCUAUGGCGCUCUGACCAGUGCGAUGCUGAUGACUUGUCGGCAGUUUUUCUCGAUCCUGCUCAAUGCUUUUCUCUUCAGCACGUUUACGCAAGUGGGUCUGCUUGGAUGGGCUGGCGUCGGCCUUGUUGCUAGCGGCGUUUGGAUCAAGCUUGAUAAGCGGUUUGACGAUGACGGAAGCGUCCCGCCGGAAUUUGGCACCAUGAGGGCCCGCAGAAGCAAGCCGAGUCUGCUCAAACAGUACGCAGCGCCGCUGUGUGUGCCACUGUUAUUUGGCUUUAUCGCCUCGAUCAGCACGUCGCACAUUUCCGCCGGUCGGCUUGGUACACAAGAUGUCAGUCUGUCUGGCGGCGCAUGGGAAUCGCAGUUCUAUUCAGCUAUGAAACCCACGAACUGCGAGGCGCUCGAGCGCCCUGCGGUCAGACAUCCGGAUCUCGCUAACUUGCCCAAAACUGUCUUCGCCAGUUUUCCUCGGAGCGGAAACUCGUGGACACGGUCGCUUGUCGAAAGAACAACAGGCUUCACGACAAGCGCUCUUUACUGCGACCGCAUGCUGGCAACGGCAUUUACAGACGAGUGCUCAGGGCGUAACAAUUCCUUUUUCGUCAAGUCGCACGAGCCGCUUUUCAUACAUGGCCACGGCAGACAAUACGAUAAUCUCACUGCGGCUGCGGAACACUGGAAGUAUUACGACCGUGCUGUUCGUGUUGUCCGUAACCCGCUGGACUCCAUUCACUCUCUCUGGCAUUUCACCAACACCCCGUUCACUCCAGAGAAACACACAAGCCGAAAAGCAGAGUUCACAACCUUUAACAUGCGCGAGCACUGGCGCUCAUUAGCAUUUCUCGCCAACCAAUACAAGAUGCACUCAGCAUAUUGGACGUUAGCCCCCAUCCCUCAACUUCUGAUGCGAUACGAAGAUUUGCACGAUAGUCCACUGACGACCACCAGCUCGCUCGUCAACUUCUUGCUUCCGGACGGUCAGCGACCGUCGCUGGAGACGAUCGCCUGCGCGCUCGAACAGACGCCUUCCAAGCAUGAGGCAUACAAGAGUCGAAAGUCGGGCAACUUUGCCACUUGGGACAUCUACGAGCCAGACGUGCGCGAACGGCUUUUGCAAUUACUUGCACCACAGUGGUGCCAGUACGGCUACAACGUGCUCUUCAUGCAAGAGCGAGGCUACAAGCCAGUCGACUGCAGUGCCAUACAGCGGCCAUUGCCUGCAGAUGUCGAACGCGAGCAGUACUACGCAGUCCCAUCUGCCGCUCUCUGAAUGCUUUGUACACCGGGAUUUUGGGAAUGCAUGUUGUGACUUCCAGAGAGUCUGCAUCAUCGCGAUGCGUAGCUCGGCAAAGAGGCUGUUGUCAACGCGAACGCGUCAUCACGCGACUUGUUGCUUGUUGUCUCGAC
Mixia osmundae IAM 14324 is the source of this 2656-nucleotide messenger RNA. RefSeq lists its product as uncharacterized. Gene Ontology annotation, cellular component: Golgi membrane; endoplasmic reticulum membrane. Gene Ontology annotation, biological process: transmembrane transport. NCBI's taxonomy places the organism in Eukaryota, Fungi, Basidiomycota, Mixiomycetes, Mixiales, Mixiaceae. Gene Ontology annotation, molecular function: sulfotransferase activity; 3'-phosphoadenosine 5'-phosphosulfate transmembrane transporter activity. The transcript has 3 exons. The coding region runs from base 237 to 2519 and encodes 760 amino acids. The record is from RefSeq and is a predicted model, not a curated record.